UGGUUUGGAGCCACCGACCAAUCAGAUUCAGACAUCUGUUCCGAGCAGAGAGGAGAGAGGCUGGUGCUCCUCGGCGGCUCGGUGCUGUAGCAUGACUGUAUGAGAAAGACUGGAUCAGCACGGCCGACAUACAGAAUAGAAAUAGCAAAAAAAUAUUCAUAUAGGCGUGUAUUUAUAGUUUGCUGUCUUUAUUCCGGACGGAGUGCUUUUUGCUCGUAACCAUGACAGCGCUGUCGCUGAUUUUGAUGGCCGUGUCUGCCGCCUCUGUUCUGGCCGAGUCCUCUGUGUAUUUCCGAGAGCAGUUUGAGGAUGGCGAUGCCUUCAAUAGUCGCUGGAUGGAAUCCAAGCACAAGUCAGACUAUGGCAAGUUUGUGCUGUCUGCAGGGAAGUUCUACGGAGACGCAGAGAAAGAUAAAGGUCUGCAGACGAGCCAGGACGCCCGCUUUUAUGCUUUGUCAGCCCGUUUCGAUGACUUCAGCAACAAAGACCAGCCUCUAGUCAUCCAGUUCACUGUGAAACACGAGCAGAGCAUCGACUGUGGCGGCGGAUACAUCAAGCUGUUCCCCUCUGAGCUCAACCAGGAGGACAUGCAUGGAGACUCCGUCUACAACAUCAUGUUUGGUCCUGAUAUUUGUGGCCCAGGCACAAAGAAAGUUCAUGUGAUCUUCAACUACAAAGGCAAAAACCAUUUGAUUAACAAAGAUAUCAGGUGCAAGGAUGAUGAGUACACCCACUUGUACACGCUGGUCGUCAACCCUGACAACACCUACGAGGUUAAGAUCGACAACAAGAAGGUCGAGUCUGGCAACCUGGAGGAUGACUGGGACUUUCUGCCCCCCAAAAAAAUCAAGGACCCCAACGCCAAAAAGCCAGAGGACUGGGACGACAGGGAGAGGAUUCCAGACCCCGCUGACAAGAAACCUGAGGACUGGGACAAACCUGAGAACAUCCCAGAUCCUGACGCCAAAAAGCCUGACGACUGGGAUGAAGAGAUGGAUGGAGAGUGGGAGCCGCCUAUGAUUACCAACCCUGACUACAAGGGCGAGUGGAAACCCCGAGAGAUCGAUAACCCUGCUUACAAAGGCAAGUGGGUUCACCCUGAGAUCGACAAUCCAGAGUACACAGCUGACCCGGAGAUCUACAAAUAUGACAGCAUCGGCGUGAUUGGACUGGACCUGUGGCAGGUCAAGUCUGGGACCAUCUUUGACAACUUCCUGAUCACCAACGAUCCCAAAGUGGCCGAGGAAGUUGGAAACGACACCUGGGGAAAAACGAAGGAUGACGAGAGAAAGAUGAAGGAAAGCCAAGAGGAGGAGGAGAGGAAGAAGCGAGAGGAAGAGGACAAGAAGAGGAGGGACGAGGUGAAGGAAGACGAGGAGGAAGAAGAAAAGGAUGAGGAAGAGGAAGAAGAGGAGGAAGAGGGAGAGGAACCAGAGGAAGAGGAGGAAGAGGAAGAAGAUGAAGGCACAGACUCUCAACUCAAGGAUGAGUUAUAAACUCAGGAACGGCUCUGUUUGAGUCUGUGGUUUGUUGAACGGAGACUGAAGUGAAAGACCCUGAUGAGCGUCACCUCGGGGUGGAUCUGGGUGGGACGGACUUUUUAAUUUGUUUGUUUACAAAACAAAAGGGAUAGGUCAAUAAGGGCAAUUACUGUUGUGUUUCCUGUUUCCAUGAGCCACUACUGCUACUAUUAACAUGAUUAUUGUUAUAUAAAUUGGAAUAAUAGAAGUGAUCCGCUGGAAUGAAUGUCGAGAUUAGUAAUUAUAAAUCUGCAAGUUGUUCUCUGCAGAACCGUAUAAACUAUCAUUUGUUUAAUGAGAAUCUAGGUUUGCGUGAAGCUUUGACAGGAAAAUAUAGUUGCUGUAUGGAUGGUGCCAUGACAAUGUUUUGUUUACCUCAUGUGGUUUGUGUGUUAUUUGUUUGUUGUUUUUUUGUUUUGUUUUUUUGUACAUGUUUUACACUAAUUCAUGUCAGUCUGGAAGGAUUGGAUUGAGUUCUGCAUCUUAAUGCAGACAAUCUGUCCUGCUUUAACAUUAAAUUAAAACAAGGUUUAAUGGGAACCGUCAUCAGGACUAAGACUUUGUAUUUUACACCCUGCUCAGAUCAGCCUUCUGUCUGCGGCUGGUUAAAUAGGCUACUUUAGAAUGAAGCCCCUUCUAUAGUUUUCUUUCUAACCAACUCUUCCGCUUUGGUGCACCUUCAGUAGUCUUGUUAAUCAUAAUUAAGAGUUAGUUGUACAUUAGGUCCUCUCCUGUAGCAGGGAUUCAUCUGGUACCCAAGAUGAUUUAACGAAUUUCCUGCUGUCUGAUUUCAGUACAUUUGCACUGCUGCACAUUGUCCCAUACACAGUGCUACAACAAUGCUCCAACAAUGCUCCUUUUGUAAAACACACAUUUUGUACUAAUGGUCAGAAAUGAAGUGGGGGGGUGGGGUCAAAUUUUAUGUUGCUGUGCAAAUAAUAAAAACAAUCUGAAGAAAUCAAA
Messenger RNA from Gambusia affinis (western mosquitofish), 2483 nucleotides. RefSeq names its product calreticulin (gene calr). Gene Ontology annotation, cellular component: endoplasmic reticulum; endoplasmic reticulum membrane. Bases 222 to 1496 code for a protein of 424 amino acids. The record is from RefSeq and is a predicted model, not a curated record. The transcript has 9 exons. Gene Ontology annotation, molecular function: calcium ion binding. Gene Ontology annotation, biological process: protein folding. NCBI's taxonomy places the organism in Eukaryota, Metazoa, Chordata, Actinopteri, Cyprinodontiformes, Poeciliidae.